Molecule: messenger RNA, 1470 nt
Organism: Chlorocebus sabaeus (green monkey)
Lineage: Eukaryota; Metazoa; Chordata; Mammalia; Primates; Cercopithecidae
Source: RefSeq, a predicted model, not a curated record
GUGGCCUGUCCAGGCCCAGCCUUUGCCUUUCGGCGGCCUCUCCAGGCCCCGAACUUCCUCAGUCCGGCCUCUCCAGGCCCAGUUGCGGCCUCCCGGCCUCGUGUCCAGGCCCAUCUUGUUGUGGUUUCGUCUGCGGCCGCAGGCCGAUCUCCGACCUCACGACAACCUCUUUGGACUGGGCUCCGGCCCAGCUCCCUCUCCGCGGCCUUUGUAGGCCCCAAACGUCCUGAAGCCGGGCCCCACGGUGGCCUCUCCGGGCCCGGCUCCUGCCCUCCGACGGCGUCUCCAUGCCCCAGACUUCCUCCACCCAGCCUCUCCAGGCCCUGCUCCUCCUCCCGGCGGCUUCUGCAGGCCCUUGCUGGCCUCGGGUCGGCCUCUCCAGGGCUCGCUCCUGCUCCCGGUGGCCCCUGGAGGCCCAACUCGUCGCCCAGUCGGCCUCUGCUGGCCCAGCUCCUGCCUCUACUCGGCCUCUCCAGCUGCCAGACUUCCUCCGGACAGCCUCUCCAGGCCCAGCUCCUCCUGCCUGCCACUGGCCUCUUGAGGCCCAGCCCAGCCUCCUGCCUCCCGAAGGCCUGCACAGGCCCUGCCUGUGCCUCACAGCGGACUCUCCACGCCCAGCUCUCGCCUCACUGCGGCCUCCCAACGCCAGAGCUCCUCCUGCCUUUCGGUAUCUCCGCCGGGCCCUGUUCCCGCCUCCCAAUGGCCUCGUCACGCCCAGCACAUUUGUCUCGGGGAACGGCCUUUCCAGGCCCAGCCUUUGCCUUUUGGCGGCCUCUCCAGACCCCGUACUUCCUCAGGCCGGCCUCUCCAGGCCCAGUUGCGGCCUCCCGGCCUCCCGUCCGGGCCCAGCUCCUUGUGUUUGCGGCUGCGGCCGCAGGCCGAUCUCCGGCCUCACGACAACCUCUUUGGUCUCGGCUCCGGCCCAGCUUCCGCUCCGCGGCCUUUGUAGGCCCCAAACGUCCUGAUGCUGGGCCCCACGGUGUCCUGUCCGGGCCCAGCUCCUUCCCUCCGACGGCCUCUCCAUGCCCCAGACUUCCUCCAGCCAGCCACUCCAGGCCCAGCUCCUCCUCCCGGCGGCCUCUGCAGGCCCACGCUGGCCUCCGGUCGGCCUCUCCAGGGCUCGCUCCUGCUCCCGGCGGCCCCUGCAGGCCCAACUCGUCGCCCAGUCUUCCUCUGCCCGCCCAGCUCCUGCCUCUCCGCGGCCUCUCCAGCUGCCAGACUUCCUCAGGUUAGCCUCUCCAGGCCGAGCUCCUCCUGCCUGCCACUGGCCCCUUUAGGUCCUGCCCCACUCACGCCUCUCGGCUGCUUUCCUGGGCCCCAUUUCUGACUUCUGGCUGCCUCCUCAGGCCCAGGAGUUGACCUCCAGUUGGCCUCUCCAGGCCCAGCCUCCUGCCUCCUGAAGGCCUGCACAGGUCCAGCCUCUGCCUCUCAGCGGAUUCUGCACGGCCAGUCCUCGCCUCACUGCGGCCA